This is a messenger RNA of Haemonchus placei, 207 nucleotides long. The record is from the annotation of a GenBank genome assembly. Lineage: Eukaryota; Metazoa; Nematoda; Chromadorea; Rhabditida; Trichostrongylidae.
GUGGCCUGCGUUGCUGGAAUAGUAGUUUCGGUAUUCGGGAUACCAUACUCGCCUUUAGCUGUGUAUCUUUAUGGCGGACAACUUCUAUAUGAUAAUGGAGGCGCGGUAUUGUUGUCACUCUAUUGCGUAUAUUUGUCCAUAUUAGCCGUCAAUGGUAUCACCGAAUGUUUCGCGAUGGCAACGAUGAGCAAUUCUCAGGUACAUUAG